Phragmites australis (common reed) is the source of this 858-nucleotide messenger RNA. RefSeq lists its product as uncharacterized. The record is from RefSeq and is a predicted model, not a curated record. The transcript has a single exon. NCBI's taxonomy places the organism in Eukaryota, Viridiplantae, Streptophyta, Magnoliopsida, Poales, Poaceae. Bases 1 to 858 code for a protein of 285 amino acids. Gene Ontology annotation, molecular function: nucleic acid binding; zinc ion binding.
AUGCCGCGCGACGACGCUUCACCGAGCAGAGCCAUUGUGAGCAGUGGUGCGGGCAACUCGAUGACGACGGCGACGACGGGGAGGCUCCCGUACCCGAUGCUGACAAGGACGAACUACGCGGCAUGGGCGAUGAGGAUGAAGUACCUCCUGCGAACCAAUGGCGCAUGGGGUGCUGUUGUUCGUAAGAAGGAGUCCGAGGGCGUUGAUGAGAGCAAGGACCAGCUGGCCUUGUCGAUCAUCUCCCAGUCGAUCGACGACGAAACGCUGCUACGAGUUGCGGAGAAGGAGACCGCCUCCGAUGUGUGGGUGGCACUGCGCUCCAUGCAUGUGGGCGUCGAGCGCGUCCGGGAGGCAAGGAUCCAGUCCUUGCGCUUGGAUUUUGAUAACCUUAAGAUGAGUGAUGCAGAGUCCGUGGAUGAUUUCGCGGAGAAGUUCAUGACGCUAGUCGGGCGCAUACGUGAGCUUGGAGAUGCGAUGGAAGAGAAGUACGUCGUGAAGAAGCUGCUGCGAACCGUCUCCAACAAGUUCAUGAACGUUGCUUCGUCAAUAAUGUUAUUCGGCGACAUCAACUCUAUGGCCAUGGAGGAGGCUAUUGGGUCACUAAAGGCACAUGAAGAGCUGCUCAAGGGACGAGAGGUCCAAACAGAAGAGCAACUUCUCAUGGCAAGAGGACAUGACUCGUUGCGAGGACGAGGUCGUGGCCGUGGCCGUGGCGAAGGGCGCAAAGACAAGAGCAAGGUACAAUGUUAUAACUGUCAAGAGUAUGGACAUUAUGCUUGGGAAUGUCCUAAGAAAGAAAAAGAGGAGAAAGCCCUGUUAGCUCAAGGCUACACAAGCGACGAACCAACACUUCUUUGA